Phyllostomus hastatus (greater spear-nosed bat) is the source of this 3435-nucleotide messenger RNA. RefSeq names its product calcium/calmodulin dependent protein kinase II delta (gene CAMK2D). The transcript is spliced from 21 exons. NCBI's taxonomy places the organism in Eukaryota, Metazoa, Chordata, Mammalia, Chiroptera, Phyllostomidae. Gene Ontology annotation, molecular function: calcium/calmodulin-dependent protein kinase activity; ATP binding; calmodulin binding. Bases 280 to 1872 code for a protein of 530 amino acids. Gene Ontology annotation, biological process: protein phosphorylation. The record is from RefSeq and is a predicted model, not a curated record. Gene Ontology annotation, cellular component: cytoplasm; neuron projection.
CCUCAGCCCCGCCCGCCGGCCCUCGGAUUGUUCGCAGCUGCUGGCUGCUCGCGGCUCGCCCGCGCCGGCUGUUUGCCAUUUCCCGGCCCCUGUUCCUGAGCGCUCUGCCCCUGCGUCCGGGAGGGGGGCUGGAGGAGAGCGGCGCGGCGUCUGGAGGGGCAGCCGGGCCGAGCGCAGGAGGAGGCGCCCUCUGCGGUCACCGCCGCCCCGCGCUAUCCCCGCGGCCGGCCACUUUCGGACGCGGGCGGCGAGCGGGCCCGGGGACAGCCCGGCCCCAGGAUGGCCUCCACCACCACCUGCACCCGGUUCACGGACGAGUACCAGCUCUUCGAGGAGCUCGGAAAGGGGGCUUUUUCGGUGGUGAGAAGAUGUAUGAAAAUCCCUACUGGUCAAGAAUAUGCUGCCAAAAUCAUCAACACCAAGAAGCUUUCUGCCAGGGAUCAUCAGAAACUGGAAAGGGAAGCUAGAAUCUGCCGUCUUCUGAAGCACCCCAAUAUUGUGCGGCUGCACGACAGCAUCUCGGAGGAGGGCUUCCACUACCUGGUGUUUGACCUAGUUACCGGGGGAGAACUGUUUGAAGACAUUGUGGCGAGAGAAUACUACAGCGAGGCCGACGCCAGUCACUGCAUACAGCAGAUUCUGGAAAGCGUGAACCAUUGUCACCUGAACGGCAUUGUGCACAGGGACCUGAAGUCCUUGCACUCAGCAGAUCCUGGAGGCCGCCCUGCAUUGCCAGCAGGUGGGCGUGGUCCACCGGGACCUGCAGCUAGCAAAUCCAAGGGAGCGGCUGUGAAACUGGCGGACUUCGGCCUGGCCAUAGAAGUGCAAGGAGACCAGCAGGCAUGGUUCGGGUUCGCGGGCACGCCCGGCUACCUCUCCCCAGAGGUCCUGCGGAAGGACCCCUACGGGAAGCCAGUGGACAUGUGGGCCUGCGGCGUCAUCCUGUACAUCCUGCUGGUGGGGUACCCCCCGUUCUGGGACGAAGACCAGCACAGGCUCUACCAGCAGAUCAAGGCCGGCGCUUACGACUUUCCAUCCCCAGAGUGGGACACGGUGACCCCUGAAGCCAAAGACCUCAUCAACAAGAUGCUGACCAUCAACCCCGCCAAGCGCAUCACCGCCGCCGAGGCGCUCAAGCACCCCUGGAUCUGCCAACGCUCCACGGUGGCCUCCAUGAUGCACAGGCAGGAGACGGUGGACUGCCUGAAGAAGUUCAACGCCCGCAGGAAGCUGAAGGGUGCCAUCCUGACCACCAUGCUGGCCACGAGGAAUUUUUCAGCAGCCAAGAGUUUGCUGAAGAAGCCAGACGGAGUGAAGAUAAACAACAAAGCCAACGUGGUAACUAGCCCCAAAGAAAAUGCCCCUCCCCCGGCGCUGGAGCCCCAAACCACUGUAAUCCACAACCCUGACGGAAACAAGGAGUCCACGGAGAGCUCCAACACCACGAUCGAGGACGAGGACGUGAAAGCCCGGAAGCAGGAGAUCAUCAAAGUCACCGAGCAGCUGAUCGAAGCCAUCAACAACGGGGACUUCGAAGCGUACACAAAAAUCUGUGACCCAGGCCUUACUGCUUUCGAACCUGAGGCUUUGGGCAAUUUAGUGGAAGGAAUGGACUUUCACCGAUUCUACUUUGAAAAUGCCCUGUCCAAGAGCAGCAAGCCGGUGCACACCAUCAUCCUGAACCCCCACGUGCACCUGGUGGGCGAGGACGCCGCCUGCAUCGCCUACGUGCGGCUCACCCAGUACCUGGACGGCGGCGGCCUGCCCAGGACCAUGCAGUCCGAGGAGACCCGCGUGUGGCACCGCCGGGACGGCAAGUGGCAGAACGUGCACUUCCAUCGCUCGGGGUCGCCCACGGUGCCCACCAACUGAGCGUCCGCAGUGCCAUGCCGGCGUCGUGUCUCCGGGCCCCUGGACACCCCUGCCUGCUCGCGUGCGUGAGGCGUGGGGGCCGGACGUGGGGCCUGUGGGACACGCGUGUCGCCUCGCCGUCACCCUCCCGUCCGCGUCCACGCCUCGCCGCGGGCGCCGUGCAGACCGCAGGGGCCGCCCGGACCCCCGCCCUCCAGCCUGCUCGUCGCUUCUGUCGAUGCCAAGAUUGGACAGACCCCCACGGCUGUUCUCACGAGGACGGCUUGUAAGAAAAAUGUAAAUUUUUAAAAACUCUUCGCUACUGAUCCGUGUUGGCUUGUUUAACAAAAAGGGCAGCAGCACGUCCUGUUUCCCGGCGAGACCCCGGCUGAGGUGGAGUUCUGCCUGAGCGCACUGCUGCUGGCCUCGGGGCGGACGGCGGCCCCCAGAGUCCCGUCGCUCUGGUCAGACCGCAGCGGGAAGCCCCCGUCACGCCCCUGCUGGGUCACUUGCCGGGUGCUGUCUCCGUGCCGGGGGACUCGUGGGACUGAGUUCUGUGCUUCUCAAGUCUGCUGCUUUCCCAUUUCACCCCGUUCUUCUCUGGCCGCCCCCCCCGCCCCCCCCCCCCGCCUUCUCCCGUCCGGCGGGGAGGGGGAGGGUGCGGCGGCCACGGGCCUGCGGCUGGACCCCCUUGGGCCCCCAGCAGCUCCACUGGGACGGCACAGGCUGUCCCCGGUGGGGCUCCAGCUGGCACUCGGGGACCCGGGGGGACCCGUGACAGGGUCUGUGCCGCGGGCAGCAGGGGCAGGGCGCCCCCCUGUGGCUGCUGUCCGGAAGUCAGAGAGGCCACAAGCGCUUCCACCCUCACCCGUGUUUGCACUCGACUGUUGUGACGUGUGCUUCUCAGCAUCUCCUCCUGUCGGAGCACCACCACGCCCCUGCACGGAGUUAGGGUCCCCAGUCCCACGGGUGACGGGGAGUGCUGGGCUCUGUGUCUCACCCCUCGUCGCUCGGGGUCCACGCGGCCCUCGGGGACGCGCCCCCCCCCCACGCCUGCGCUUCCCACAGAGACGACCCCGCGGCCCCGCCCUCCCCCCCCACCUCCUGCGUUCACAGCGCCUCACCUCGGUUCCCUUGCUAGUGGAUGUGUGGUAGACGGACUAACGCUUUUCUGGUAAUUACUACAUGAUUUAAGACAAUAUAUAUUUAAACUAAACAUACACAGUAAAUGUAUUGAGCCAUGUUAACCUGCCAAUGAAAUCUGUGAAGUAACAGCCUCCGUUCUCCUUGUUGAUCUCUCUUUCUGUGCACGGCUGCACGUGGCACACCUGUGUGUAAACCAUAGGCCCCCGUGGUCGUCUGACACCCCGAACCGAGCAUGUCGUGCGGGGGGGCCGCCGUGGACCCGCCGCCCCCACGCCCAGGGGCCGGCCCCGCGGCUGGCUCUGCACGGCGGGGCCCACGUCCGCCCCCCGUCAUGUGAAACACUGCAGUUUACCAUGGGACACUGUACAUAUUUCUUGCCAUAAUGGUAAAUGACCGAUUGAUAUAUUUAAGAGUUAAUAAAUUUGUGAUUUCUGCUGA